CCUAAAUUAAAUACAAUAACGGAAAUGGAAAGCAGCAAUAUUAAUAUUGUUACUGCUUCAGAAAAGAUAGAGAGGAAAACACAAGAAAAGAUUAGAAGAAUCCAAAUGAAGUAUCUUACUUCUAAACUUUUUUCUCUCAUUCCUCCCCACCAUCACCAAUCUACAAAGGAGGUUUUGACAAAGCAAGACAAAAUUGAUGCUGCAAUUACUUACAUUAAGCAAUUAAAAGAAAAUAUAGAAGUAUUAAAGAGAAGGAAGGAAGAAGUGGUUGCACAAGACACAUGUGAUGAUUCAAAGAAAUCCAUGCCUACAACAACUUGUAGUAUAAAAUCACCAAUGGUUGAAGUUAGAGAGUUGGAUUCAACUCUAGAGGUCAUAUUAGUGAGUGGUUUGCCAAAGAACUUCACAUUGCAAGAGGUUAUAAAAAUCAUAGAGCAAGAAGGAGCACAAGUUGUUUCUGCUAAUUAUUCAACAAUUGACGAUACAAUUUAUUAUAUGAUCCACGCUCAGGUGAAAAUUGCUAGAUUAGGGAUUGAUGCAUCAAGGGUCCAUUUGAGAUUACAAAAGUUGGUUUGCUAAAUUUACUUAAUUAAUUACAAGCAAAGAUCAAUAAGGAGAUCACACUAAUACUUAUUCAAAUUGUUUAUGCCAAAGAACA
Solanum pennellii is the source of this 658-nucleotide messenger RNA. Its product is annotated as transcription factor bHLH162-like. Gene Ontology annotation, biological process: regulation of transcription by RNA polymerase II. The transcript has 3 exons. Lineage: Eukaryota; Viridiplantae; Streptophyta; Magnoliopsida; Solanales; Solanaceae. Gene Ontology annotation, molecular function: RNA polymerase II transcription regulatory region sequence-specific DNA binding; protein dimerization activity; DNA-binding transcription factor activity, RNA polymerase II-specific. Bases 25 to 579 code for a protein of 184 amino acids. Gene Ontology annotation, cellular component: RNA polymerase II transcription regulator complex. The record is from RefSeq and is a predicted model, not a curated record.